AAUAGCAACGAACGGUGUUGUACCUGAUGGUGGACCUUAUUAUAUGAUUUCUCGUAAUCUUGGACCAGAACUUGGUGGUGCUGUUGGUAUACUGUUUUAUUUAGGUACCACAGUUGCUGCUUCAAUGUAUGUCACUGGUGCUGUUGAAAUACUCAUUCUCUACCUUAUACCUGGAGCAAAAAUUUUUGAUAAUAUUUACAAUUGCUUUCGUCUUUUGGGUACCGGUUUAUUGCUUAUUCUAGGGUUAAUAGUGCUUGCUGGAGUAAAGGUAGUUAACAAAUUCGCUUUACCAGUUGUACUUGUCGUCUUAACAUGUAUACUUUGCACAUUCAUUGGAGCAUUUUUAAAAUAUCACGGAUCAAAUGAUCUUAAGUUUUGCAUGGUAGGUGAUCGUCCGGUUGAUUUAGUUUCAUUUUUUGAGCAAUAUAAAUAUGUUCCUAAUUGCACAGCUAAUGGAUUGGAACCACUUUUCUGUAAAAUGAAAAAUGAUUCAAUAUCCUGUGAUGCAUAUUACAAGCGUAUGGUAAAAAUACAAAAUUGGAAGAAAAAUGGACGACCAGCAAUUCGAGAAGAGAUAGCUAUACCAGGCAUUGCAAGCGGUGUAUUUUUUGAUAAUUUAUGGAGCAAAUAUUUGCAACCGCGUGAUAUACUUACAAAGGAGAAAUUUGCACAUGAAAAAUCCGAUCAAAAUAAUGAUGAAGGAUUUUAUAUUUAUAUUAAUCAAGCAACUUCAUUUAUGAUAUUAAUUGGUGUUUUCUUUCCAUCCGCAACAGGAAUAAUGGCCGGUUCAAAUCGUUCCGGGAAUUUAAAAGAUGCAUCACGUUCAAUACCGCUUGGUACUCUUGGUGCACAAAUUACUACUACAAUUGUUUACCUAAGUGGUGUCAUUCUAUUUGGCGCAUCUGUUUCGGAAAUGUUUAUCCGUGAUAAAUUUGGUCAAUCGGCGAUGAGCAAAUUAGCAAUUGCCGAGCUUGCUGUACCUCAUCCAACAGUUAUCCUUGUUGGAUGUUUUUUAUCGACAGUUGGUGCAGGUAUGCAAUCAUUAACCGGUGCACCACGACUUUUGCAAGCAAUUGCUACUGACGAUGUGAUACCAUUCCUUUCACGAUUUCAACGAAUGGAUUCGAGAGGUGAACCGAUCCUUGCAAUCUUACUAACUUUAUUUAUCUGUGAAUGUGGCAUAUUGAUUGCAGUUAUUGAGAAUAUCACUGCUCUUAUCACUCAGUUUUUUCUGAUGUGCUAUUUGGGCGUUAAUACAGCAUGUGCCUUACAAAGUAUUCUUCGUGCUCCUGGAUGGCGUCCACUAUUUCGUUACUUUCAUUGGUCAUUAUCAUUGCUUGGUUCAAUUUUAUGUAUCGCUGUAAUGUUUAUUUCAGCCUGGCAUUAUGCUCUUGUUGCAAUUAUUAUUGGAGUUGCUGUUUAUAAAUAUAUCGAAUAUGCCGGUGCGGAAAAAGAAUGGGGUGACGGAUUACGUGGUUUGAAACUUUCGGCAGCACGUUUUGCACUUCUUAAUGUAGAAAAUCGUCCACAACAUACAAAGAAUUGGCGUCCUCAAUUACUUGUCAUUGCGCCAGACUCGAAAGAAAGCGAAAAUGGAUUAUUUGCAUUUGUGUCGCAGCUAAAAGCUGGCAAAGGUCUUAUUUUAAUUGCAAAAUGCAUUGAGGGUAAUUUUAUUAAACAUGCAGAUGCGGUUGAAACUGCUCGAAAUGUAAGUUGUAAUUUAAUGAAAUUUACAUAA
Molecule: messenger RNA, 1738 nt
Organism: Acanthocheilonema viteae
Lineage: Eukaryota; Metazoa; Nematoda; Chromadorea; Rhabditida; Onchocercidae
Source: the annotation of a GenBank genome assembly